AUGAGCACUUUGCAAGACGAGAAUGCGAUUCUCGUAGAUCAUAUUAGAGAGCUUCAAGGAAAAAUUGAAAAGGAUGAGAAAGAAUUCAACGAUCUAAAGGCGAAUGUAAGCGACCAACAAAAUGAGAUUGCCCAGCUCAAGGGGCAAUUAACGGAGUUCGAACGCGUCCUGAUUCUUGAAAAUGAAGCUCAUGAAUUGACGAAAAAGAAAAUGACAAUCUGA
Messenger RNA from Oikopleura dioica, 222 nucleotides. Lineage: Eukaryota; Metazoa; Chordata; Appendicularia; Copelata; Oikopleuridae. The record is from the annotation of a GenBank genome assembly.